Messenger RNA from Lolium perenne, 531 nucleotides. The record is from RefSeq and is a predicted model, not a curated record. NCBI's taxonomy places the organism in Eukaryota, Viridiplantae, Streptophyta, Magnoliopsida, Poales, Poaceae.
AUGUCUGAUUGUCACCCCUCGCCUACACCGGUCGACACGUCCUCGAAGCUCUGCGCUUCCGACGGCGAGCUCCUCCCCGACGCCACCGACUAUAGGAUCAUCAUGGGCGGCCUUCAUUACCUCACACUGACGCGCCCCGACAUCUCCUACGAUGUUCAGCAGGCCUGCCUUCACAUGCAUGCUCCGCGCACGUCUCACUUGGCUCUCGUGAAACGUGUUCUGCGGUAUGUUCGGGGUACACUGGAGUUCGGCCUCCAGCUCCACGCCACCUCAUCGACCGCCCUUGUGGCCUACUCCGACGCCGACUGGGCCGGCUGUCCGGACUCGCGCCGCUCCACCUCCGGUUACUGCGUCUACUUCGGUGAUAGUCUCAUCUCUUGGUCCUCCAAGCGACAGACCACCGUGUCCCGUUCCUCUGCAGAGGCUGAGUACCGCGCCGUCGCCCACGCCGUCGCCGAGUGCUGUUGGCUCCGCCAGUUGCUCCAGGAACUUCAUCGCCCCAUGAGCUCCGCCAUGGUUGUCUCAUCGUGA